This is a messenger RNA of Oryza sativa Japonica Group (Japanese rice), 1999 nucleotides long. RefSeq names its product xyloglucan galactosyltransferase KATAMARI1 homolog. NCBI's taxonomy places the organism in Eukaryota, Viridiplantae, Streptophyta, Magnoliopsida, Poales, Poaceae. The record is from RefSeq and is a predicted model, not a curated record. Gene Ontology annotation, molecular function: glycosyltransferase activity.
CGAAGCAAGUGUGCGCAAUUCACCAACUUGGAGAUUAGUAACAAUUUGAGCAUAGGCUCUACAGUCUCGGUUAGUCCCCCCAGAUCUCCAUUGCAGCAGAGUGUCGCCAUUGCAAGGGUGCUUGGUGAAGCGUCCUCUAUAGGGAUAGUCUUUGGGUCUUCGUCUUCCUCCAAUCAGUUCUCGAGACAUUGGUGUUGCUGCAGUAUAUAUUCUACACUCGAAAUGCAUAUUAGAGUGGGCAGCACGAUCAGACAAGUGCUGAUCAAAUCCGCGCCGAAAGGCGGUGGUCGGCAGCAACGCCGGGCGAAGGGGAUGGAGAAGGUCGCGGUUGGCUUGUUGCCGCCGCUGCGGUUCAUCGCCGUCCUCGCCGUCGUGUCGUGGACGUCGUUCAUCUACUGCCAUUUCUCCUUGCUCAGCGGCGGGUUGCUGCUGGGCCACGGCGGCGGCGACGACGGCGCCGACCCGUGCCGGGGGAGGUACAUCUACGUGCACGACCUGCCGCGCCGGUUCAACGACGACAUCCUCCGCGACUGCCGGAAGACGAGAGACCACUGGCCGGACAUGUGCGGGUUCGUCAGCAACGCCGGCCUCGGCCGGCCGCUCGUCGACCGGGCCGACGGCGUGCUGACGGGCGAGGCCGGGUGGUACGGCACGCACCAGUUCGCGCUGGACGCCAUCUUCCACAACCGGAUGAAGCAGUACGAGUGCCUGACCAACCAAUCGGCGGUGGCUGACGCGGUGUUCGUCCCGUUCUACGCCGGCUUCGACUUCGUCCGCUACCACUGGGGUUACGACAACGCGACGAGGGACGCCGCGUCGGUCGACCUCACGCAGUGGCUCAUGCGGCGGCCGGAGUGGAGGCGCAUGGGCGGCCGCGACCACUUCCUCGUCGCCGGGAGGACGGGGUGGGACUUCCGGAGGGACACCAACAUCAACCCAAACUGGGGCACCAACCUCCUCGUCAUGCCGGGCGGCCGGGACAUGUCGGUGCUCGUGCUGGAGUCCUCGCUGCUCAACGGCAGCGACUACGCCGUGCCGUACCCGACCUACUUCCACCCGAGGUCCGACGCCGACGUGUUCCGGUGGCAGGACAGGGUGCGCGGCAUGCAGCGUCGGUGGCUCAUGGCGUUCGUCGGCGCGCCGCGGCCGGACGACCCGAAGAACAUCCGCGCCCAGAUCAUCGCGCAGUGCAACGCGACGAGCGCGUGCAGCCAGCUCGGCUGCGCGUUCGGCAGCAGCCAGUGCCACUCCCCGGGCAACAUCAUGCGGCUGUUCCAGAAGGCCACCUUCUGCCUGCAGCCGCCGGGGGACUCCUACACGCGGCGGUCGGUGUUCGACUCGAUGGUCGCCGGGUGCAUCCCGGUGUUCUUCCACAACGCGACGGCGUACCUGCAGUAUGCGUGGCACCUCCCCCGGGAGCACGCCAAGUACUCGGUGUUCAUCUCCGAGCACGACGUGCGCGCCGGCAACGUGAGCAUCGAGGCGACGCUCCGGGCGAUCCCCGCCGCCACCGUGGAGCGGAUGCGGGAGGAGGUGAUCCGGCUCAUCCCGUCGGUGAUCUACGCCGACCCGAGGUCGAAGCUGGAGACGGUGAGGGACGCCUUCGACGUCGCCGUCGAGGGGAUCAUCGACAGAAUCGCCAUGACCAGGGGAGGCUACGCGAGAUCGUGGCUCCGGCCUAAACAAUCUAGGCAAGCACUAGACGCUCGACGACGCAGACUAAGUUAAUGAAUUAAAUGUAGGAUACUCGAUCAAUUUACAGCAUGUAGAACGAGUUGAUAUCAAUCAUCAGUUUCGCUAGUUGAUACUAUCAUAUAGAUCUUUGUAUACUUCUGUUUGUUCCAAAAUUCGUUUACAUCAAGAUUUGCACCUGUACGCCCCACGGCCACAGUUGUUGCAGUUUGCAGAUUCUGAUCCACGGCUGUACAUGUACGGACCGAAUACGAUCGGUUGGAAAACACGUGCCUUAGCACAAUAAAUCUCACUUUGUAACAUACAA